UAUAACAAAUAAUUUGAGGAAACGAUCAUACAGAAUGAACAUGUCUCUCAAAAUCAUUGUGGUCACUGCUUUGAUGCUUUUAGCAGUCAGUGCAGUUCUUGGAACAGAACCGGAAUGUGAGGCAGGUUAUUACGGCAAGGAAUAUGUAAAGUGCGCGGAUCAAGUGGAAUGUAUCUAUGUCCAAUAUGUUUGUGACGGAGAUCUAGAUUGUGAAGAUGGGUCAGAUGAAGAAAAUUGCCCAGUGGCAGUACCUGAAUGUGAGGCAGGAUAUGUAAAGUGCGCGGAUCAAGUGCAAUGUAUUUAUGAAAGAUAUGUUUGUGACGGAAUGGCAGAUUGUGAUGAUAUGUCAGACGAAGAAAAUUGCAAAGCGGUUCAGUACAAGAUUACCUACUCUAUAUUCAAUCACCGCUGGGCAAGAAGUAGAGACCCUCAGUUUGUUUACAUUAGAGGAUCAAAUGGAGAGACAGCUGAACAUCCGUGUGAUGCAGACUUCAAUGUAAUCAACCAAGAUGUUGUGUGUGUUUUUGAGAGUGAUAUUGACAUCGGGGAUUACGAAUGUGCAUUUCUGAGGACUGGAGGAAGCGAUGGACUUGAUCUAAAAAAGGUGUCGGUGCAAAUAGACGGUAUAGAGACACACACAAUUGUUCCUCAAUGGCGUGCAAACUAUAUAGGUCUGGACGAUGGUGAAACCAAAAAGUUCUGUAAAUCUGGCUAGGUGAUAACCGGAGUUGAAAAUGAUGUAGGUGCAUGUUCAUCGUAGUCGAACAUUGUUCAAUCGUACAACCGUCAAAAAAUAUGGGGAAAAUGAAGUAAACUGUUCAAAUUUUAUAUUUAUGAUUUUAAAAUGUGCUUUUUUAAACUUUAAAUUGCAUGACAAAAAUUGGCAUCUAAUAUUCAACACUUUUGUGGCGGUAUUGUAGUGACAUUAAUGCAUAUUGACUUCUUAAGUUAUGUCUUAUUGCUGUCUUAAGUUAUGUCUUAUAGUUACUGCUUAUCGUAUUGUUCUUAUAACUAAAAUAUU
Messenger RNA from Bolinopsis microptera, 1021 nucleotides. RefSeq names its product low-density lipoprotein receptor 1-like. Bases 35 to 715 code for a protein of 226 amino acids. The record is from RefSeq and is a predicted model, not a curated record. NCBI's taxonomy places the organism in Eukaryota, Metazoa, Ctenophora, Tentaculata, Lobata, Bolinopsidae. Gene Ontology annotation, molecular function: protein binding. The transcript has 7 exons. Gene Ontology annotation, cellular component: plasma membrane.